Molecule: messenger RNA, 969 nt
Organism: Exophiala spinifera
Lineage: Eukaryota; Fungi; Ascomycota; Eurotiomycetes; Chaetothyriales; Herpotrichiellaceae
Exons: 3
Coding region: 1-969 (322 amino acids)
Molecular function (GO): oxidoreductase activity
Source: RefSeq, a predicted model, not a curated record
AUGCCUGGCAUCCUUUCAAACCCCAAAGCCGACUUUGACCAUAUCAUUGUAAAGAGGCUUCAUCCAACCUUUGCAGCUGAACUUAGCGGCGUCGACUUUUCCAAACCAUUGUCUGACGACCUGUUCAGAGAAAUUUUGGCCGCGGUGACCGAGUAUGGUGUCGUGGUGUUCCGUCAUACAAGCCUCACCGAUGAGUCCCACCUCGAAUUUGCUCGAAAAUUUGGAGAGCUCGACGACGUCAAGCCGUACGUCAAAGCAGGCCGUCCAAACCGGCUCAAGUACGACGAACUAUUCGACGUCAGCAACGUCGAAGUGGACGGUACCGUUCUCGACCCUGAAAGCGCGAGAGGCCAGGCCAAUAAAGGCAACCAUCUCUUCCAUGUCGAUUCGAGUUUCAACCCCCGUCGAGCGGGAUAUUCUCUCUUGCUCGCCCACGAGCUGCCUCCUCCUGGGAUGGGCGGACACACAGAGUUUGCCGACACGCGGACUGCAUACGAUGACCUCCCUAGCGAAUUGAAGGAACAACUGAAGACUCACAACUACAUCGCUGCACACUCGACGCACCACUCCCGCAAACUCGCAUCACCAGAGUACUUUGCUCACAUGGAUCCGCGUGACUACCCUAUGGGCCGACACUACCUGCUGCAGCGGCACGAAGCGUCCGGCCGAAUGAAUCUCUACAUCGCGUCUCACGUCCAUCAUAUCGAAGGGCUGGAGCCGGAAAAGUCACAGGAACUGUUCGAUCGGCUCUAUGAUCACGCCAAGUCCGACAAGUACACAGUGGAAAUUGAGUGGGUAUCUGCGGGUGAUCUCGUCAUUUGGGACAAUACAUGCACUAUGCACCGGGCAGUGGGCGGGCCAUUUCUCCGCAAGUACAGGCGUGACAUGAGACGGGCAACUGUGCAUGAUUCGAGCUCUCAAGCAUGGGGCCUUAACGAACAUAGUGAUGUCAGAGUUGGCUUACCAUAG